Messenger RNA from Penicillium paradoxum, 1830 nucleotides. RefSeq lists its product as uncharacterized. Bases 1 to 1830 code for a protein of 609 amino acids. NCBI's taxonomy places the organism in Eukaryota, Fungi, Ascomycota, Eurotiomycetes, Eurotiales, Aspergillaceae. The record is from RefSeq and is a predicted model, not a curated record. The transcript is spliced from 4 exons.
AUGCCCGCAAUUCCCACCCUUGCUUCCAUCCUAGAACAUACACUCGUGCACCGUGCUCUUGCAGUGCCCCAUAAUGUGACAGCGGCUGCAAGUGCCUCAACUCUCGAAGUUGUUUGUGCUUGGCCCGUCUCCGGCCAAUAUGGCCCAGGGACACGAGCCCUAUACUAUGUGUUGAUUGCAGCUUGCGUGGUCGCACGCAAAGUCGAAUGGAUCCGGAACGCUUGUUUGGCCGCUGUGUUACUUUUCCCCGCCAUCGCGGCUCUGCACGCAAUCGUUCUUGCUGCUCUUCAUGUCGACGGAGCGGUGGAUAUGGAUGUGUAUGGCGCAUUUCAGCUCUGCGCAAUCGGCAUCCUAACCGCCCCAGCAACCGUGAGACUAUCUCGGACCUAUUUCAACAACCCUGGCCGUGAUAUUAUCUUCCUGUGGACAGUCCUUCUCCUCGUCGGGCUAGUGUGUUUAGUCGUGGAAUUCAUGCGUCUCAAAACCACCACCUGUCCGGGGAACGACCCAGCCAGCAUAUCCUGGGCCGCAGACGGUCUAUUCAUCUAUGGCUCUAAUUGUAGCGUUGUUUGUACCCCUGAGGAUGGUCCGUUCUCACCACUGCGACUCGAGGCUGCUGAUAAUAUCUAUGUGAUUCCAGUGCCCGACGAGUUGUCGUUCAAUGCUAUCACGCUUGUUGCGGCUGCAUGCUGUAUUCCUGCUAUUCUGUCAUUGGUAUCUAUGUGGAUCAAGAUUCUGGAUGAUAACUGGGAGAAAUUUUCAAGAAAGCAGAAACAGCAGCCAGACGAACCUAUUGAAGGAACCAACGGAGCUACCAUAAACCACAUGACAGGAAUUGGGGAGAGGAUAAAAGACAUGGUAUCUCUUAUUGAGAUCCCUGUGUUUGCUGCAGCAGUGCUGGCGAUUCUAAUCAAAGGCGAAAUGAACUUUUGGAGUCAACAGAUGAGGUACCAAACAGAGCCUAUACAAAGUAUUGGUCAAUGGGCGCCAAUCGUUGGUACCGGACUCGCCGCACUGGGAUCACUGUAUCUUCUAUUCUCCGCUGAGAUGGUAGCCGAGGAGGGGAAAGAUGACGAACAACCAGGGGUGAAUAAUGUGGGGCAAUGUGCAUGUUGCUCUAACUGCACCUCAUCAGAGACCCCGACCAGUUCCCGACGAGGCUCAGGUACGAGUGCUGAGAGGCAGAACGCCGAAAUUCAGUUGACACCUCUACGUCGCCACACCACCACUCAAACCGCCAGCACAAACCCACCCACACCCGAUUUAGGAAGACGAAAAGUUGCCCGCUUCUUUAACAAGACAAGCAACAUGCUUGCCACCAAAGCCCACAGACAAAUCGAGAAAGGCGGGUUCAAAAAUGACGCAAAAACAUCUUACCCCCAAACCCCAGGGGAAGAAUACAAGAACUCACUUCUCCGACGGCAGGAAGCCGAGUACAAAAGGUCCUCUACACCCGAUAACCGAUCGAGAGCUGGAAGUUCUGUGAGCGUCAGAGAUUCCGAUAAUGGCGAAGGCAGUUCAAGAAUGUCCCGGAGUCCAACGCGACACUCGGUGCCUACGCCGACUGUCUCGCGGCCACGAUCUCGUCCCAAUCACGCAAAUUCGCUCCCAGGCCGGAGCUUGUUUGAGUCUUCAACACUGCAUUCUCCUUCUCCUGGGUCUCUAUCUAGUGGAUGGCCAACCCACCAACUGAGUCCGUUUGAUCGGAUGAAUAGUCAGCGAAGUCGAGCACCCUCCCUUGACGAGUCAGUCAGUCCCACGACUUCAUCGCCGGGGAUACAAAUUCCACCACCGACGAUAGUGAUAUCUUCCGAGGAUGGCAGACAAUGA